CCCUGCUCCCUCCACGCACUUGUCGUCAACGCUCAGGUCGCUGAUACCUCUUCCUCCUUUUCCACUAUGGUUUCUACCGACAUCAUGAUCGAUGCCCCUCAUGUGAAGAUCUUGCAUCAAUCUAGCCCAGCAGAUCGCCCCCGAGCCAACCGUAUCUCUAUCCAAUCCACCGAAUGGUUCCUUCCAACAACCGCUUCAAGCUGCAGGCAGGACAGCAUCGAGUCCUCGCCUCCUCCAGCACACUUUGUCAAGAGAGGACGAGGAAACCGAGUGAAGCUGGACGAGAAGGUGAUUGACUGCGUCAGCGUCAACGAGUGGAGACGGCAAAGAAACAGACAAGUCGGAGCUGAGUUGUCUCAAGAGCUGUAGACCUCUCGAUGCCUGUGCCACCAUUGAAACAUUCUUCUUGUUGUAUUAUACAUAUUCAAAAUAAACAGAAUUGGAGUGAA
Messenger RNA from Guillardia theta CCMP2712, 449 nucleotides. RefSeq lists its product as hypothetical. Bases 67 to 369 code for a protein of 100 amino acids. The record is from RefSeq and is a predicted model, not a curated record. NCBI's taxonomy places the organism in Eukaryota, Cryptophyceae, Pyrenomonadales, Geminigeraceae. The transcript has a single exon.